CAGUGUGGCCCCGCGGAUGGAGCUGCGCGUGCGCAGGAAGCAGGAGGAACCGAGCUGACCGGACCGGAGCUGAAGCUAAAAUGAUGCGCCUGCUCUUCCGCUCGGCUCGUUUCCUCCGCCCUCAGCCUCCACACCCCCGGGAGAGUUUCUCCAGAACCAUGUUGCAUUACCUGAGAGAGGAGCGCGGCCGCGCGAACUCACCUGAAUACCGCAUUUAUUUUAAAACCUCACAUGGCAAAUACAUUUCUCCGUUCCAUGACAUCCCCCUCUACGCCCCUGAUCCACAGGUGGGUUCUGUGAUCAACAGUGAUGCAGUAAAACCAGUGAAGGACAAUGUGCCAACAAAGAAACAGAAAUGUUCUGACAGUGAGAUCAUCUUCAACAUGGUCGUAGAGGUUCCUCGCUGGUCCAAUGCCAAGAUGGAGAUCGCCACGAAGGAAGUGCUGAACCCCAUAAAACAGGACGUGAAGAAAGGCAAACUGCGAUAUGUGGCUAACAUUUUCCCACAUAAAGGCUACAUCUGGAACUACGGAGCUCUGCCACAGACUUGGGAGGAUCCCAAUCACACAGAUAAAGACACCAACUGCUGUGGAGACAAUGACCCAUUAGACGUGUGUGACAUCGGGACCAAGGUGUGCUCCUCUGGUCAGGUGAUCCAGGUAAAGGUGCUGGGGAUUCUGGCUCUGAUUGACGAAGGAGAAACCGAUUGGAAAGUCAUCGCCAUCAACACUGACGAUCCUGAUGCUAAUAAACUCCACAGUAUAGAGGACGUACGUGUGAACAGACCCGGCCAUCUGGAGGCAACAGUGGAAUGGUUUCGAAAUUAUAAAAUACCUGACGGGAAACCAGAGAACCAGUUUGCCUUCAACGCACAGUUUAAGGAUAAGGACUUUUCUAUAGAGGUGAUUAAGUCCAUGCACAGCUGUUGGAAAGCUCUGGUGCAGAAGCAGACGAGGUGUGGAGAGAUCGUGUGUCAGAACUCAUCGGUGUGUGAGAGCCCGUUUCAGUGCAGUGACAGCGACGCUGCUGCUGUCGUGAGAGCGGCUCCAGAGUACGGAGAGGCUUUACCACUUCCUGCAGAAGGUGCCAAGAGCUAGGCCCGCGCAACGCAAAGUCAGUGAGGGAUGACGCCUCGGCCACGCAGCAGAAAGACCCUGACCCCUAUGAGCUAAUGGUGAUGGCGGCAGAGCCAGUGGCACCUGAGGCAUCGGAGCGCAACGAGAACGCUCUGCUACUUCUCUCACUCCAACCACUCCUCACUUCCUUUCCUGAGCACCAGAACACUAUCCCCUUUUACUUUCACUUCUGGUCCCAAAUAAAGACACUCUUAACCCCAA
Messenger RNA from Silurus meridionalis, 1337 nucleotides. It is a transcript of the gene ppa2, whose product is annotated as inorganic pyrophosphatase 2. The transcript is spliced from 12 exons. The record is from RefSeq and is a predicted model, not a curated record. Gene Ontology annotation, molecular function: magnesium ion binding; inorganic diphosphate phosphatase activity. NCBI's taxonomy places the organism in Eukaryota, Metazoa, Chordata, Actinopteri, Siluriformes, Siluridae. The coding region runs from base 81 to 1097 and encodes 338 amino acids. Gene Ontology annotation, cellular component: cytoplasm. Gene Ontology annotation, biological process: phosphate-containing compound metabolic process.